Messenger RNA from Cladophialophora psammophila CBS 110553, 789 nucleotides. RefSeq lists its product as uncharacterized. Bases 1 to 789 code for a protein of 262 amino acids. The record is from RefSeq and is a predicted model, not a curated record. Lineage: Eukaryota; Fungi; Ascomycota; Eurotiomycetes; Chaetothyriales; Herpotrichiellaceae. The transcript has 2 exons.
AUGCAUCGCAACGCACUACGUUAUCUGGGCCAGUUCAAAGACAAUGAAGAUUUGCGCAAACACGAUAUUACUGCUUCUACCAAACGUCCUUCUAGUUUUCACGAUGCAUUGUCAUACGCGCGACCAAGGACGAAGGGAACAAUUUCCAGAAAAGAUGCCCUCCCCGAGAACAGUUCGUCAACUUCAAAGGAGCUGGUAUACCCAACCCUCCCUUUCUCCGCCGAACUGUCCGCGCGCCUCACCAGAGUUUGUGAAGGUUUCAGAGAGCUAGCGUUGCGCAGGAUUCUUUCGACUCCAGUCAUUGAACGGCUAGCCAUGGAAAGAGGCCAAAUUGUUCGCCUCGCGUCGAGAGCAACACGAGACCGCGAACAGUCCCAGGCUCUCCGACAAAAGUUGACACCGAUGGAGCGCCUGAUCUGGUUGGGCUUCUCUGUGUUCCAUCUAUACACUGCCACAUACCAAUUGGAUCGCGAAGAAAUGGCAGAAACAUUCCUCGAGUGCUCGCGAAAGAUGGUCCAUGGCUCUCCAAUAGAAAACGAUGGUCUUUUAUGGGGUGGGUGCGUGGUCACAGCCACCAAAGAAAUUGAAGGUUGUUCGCUCGUCCAGGGCGAAGCCGUGACUAGAACCCUCCUAUCGAGGUUCAAGAUGAGCAUCGAGCAAAUGAACGAUGUGGCACAGAAAUUUCUUUGGAACGAGUCGAUGAGCUCUUGUCUAACAGCGGCUCUGCGUCACCGCUUUAUCGUUGCGCCAAAGAUCGAAGAGACGGCGGAGUGGCGUACAUGGCUUUAA